AUGGAGGGUGUGGAGGAGGCCAACCGGGCGGCCGUGGCGAGCUGCAAGAAGCUCGUGGCGCGGCUCUCGCAGUCCGGCGUCGACCCGAUCCGGCUCGCCGCCGUCGCCACGCAGACCGACGAGGCCGUAUCCCGGUUCGGCAAGGUGGUCACCAUCCUGAGCAACAGGGUCGGCCACGCGAGGGCGAGGGUCGGCCGGAGGAUAUCGCCGCCGGUCGACGCGAGCUGCCUCUUGGACUACCAACCAAUCCCUUCGGUACCGUACCGCCAACCUCCGAAUGGGGUCCAUGUGAGUAGCUCUCCCGUGCCACCGGCGCCGCCACCACAGAUGCAUGUGCCAGUCAUGGUGGCAGCUCCUUCUUCCGCCGGCAACGGCAAGAUCGUUGCACCGGCGCCCAAGGCGCCUGCAGACAGAGACAGGAACAUGUUCCUCGAGACGCCGUUCCUGGAUUCGAGCAGCUGCACCGUUCCAUCCUCCACGGCCGCCGCCGAGCAAAUCAUCAACAGCUCGAAAGCUCCCGCUGCUCCCGCGGCUGCUACUCCUCCUCCUCCUACUUGCAGCGCCCAAUUCCAGUUCCACCAACAGCAUCUUCAUCAUCAGCAGCAGACGCAACAGCAGCAGAGGUUCCAGUUCGAGCAGCACAAGCCGGCCAUCAGCGAGAAGUCAUUCCACCUCGAGAUGCCGCCGGCGGCGGCGAGGAGCGGCAAGGAGCCGGAGGUGAUCACGUUCAGCUUCGACAACUCGGUGUGCACCUCGUCGGCGGCCACCUCCUUCUUCACCAACGUGAGCAGCCAGCUGAUCAGCAUGUCCGAUAACUCUGUCGCCGGGCCGUCGUCAAGAAAGGCGCCGCACUGCACCCGAAAGGCCGACGACGACGGCAAAUGCCACUGCCCAAAGAAGAAGAGGCCGAGGGAGAAGAGGGUGGUGAGGGUGCCGGCGGUGGGCGAUAAGGUCUCUGAUAUUCCCUCGGAUAGCUACUCCUGGAGGAAGUAUGGGCAGAAACCCAUCAAAGGAUCCCCUCAUCCAAGGGGCUACUACCGGUGCAGCAGCAUCAAGGACUGCCCGGCGAGGAAGCAUGUGGAGCGGUGUCGCAGCGACGCCGGGAUGCUCAUCGUCACCUACGAGAACGACCACAACCACGCGCAGCCGCUCGACCUGUCCACGCUCGCCGCACAUUCAGAAGCCUGA
Molecule: messenger RNA, 1188 nt
Organism: Lolium rigidum
Lineage: Eukaryota; Viridiplantae; Streptophyta; Magnoliopsida; Poales; Poaceae
Product: protein WRKY1-like
Exons: 3
Coding region: 1-1188 (395 amino acids)
Biological process (GO): regulation of DNA-templated transcription
Molecular function (GO): DNA-binding transcription factor activity; sequence-specific DNA binding
Source: RefSeq, a predicted model, not a curated record